Messenger RNA from Sparassis crispa, 2298 nucleotides. Its product is annotated as Golgi apyrase. Gene Ontology annotation, cellular component: membrane. Gene Ontology annotation, biological process: nucleoside diphosphate catabolic process. The transcript is spliced from 2 exons. The record is from RefSeq and is a predicted model, not a curated record. Lineage: Eukaryota; Fungi; Basidiomycota; Agaricomycetes; Polyporales; Sparassidaceae. The coding region runs from base 1 to 2298 and encodes 765 amino acids. Gene Ontology annotation, molecular function: nucleoside diphosphate phosphatase activity.
AUGCCACCUCCAACUUCCGUCGACUCGUGGCUCACCGCUCGUCGCUUCGGGAUCGUCAUUGACGCAGGAUCUUCUGGCUCGAGACUACAAAUCUAUAGCUGGAAGGAUGCGCGUGCCAUGCAGGGAGCCGGCAUCGCACUAGAUACCCUGCCGAAGGUAGAGAAGGGCACACUGGACAGUGAGGAGUGGUCCAUGAAGGUUGAGCCCGGCAUUUCAUCCUUUGCCGACAACCUUGAGGGAGUUUCAGGUUACCUUGCGCCCCUUCUAGAACAUGCACGGACUGUCAUACCACCGUCCUUGGAGCCCGAGACGCCUCUCUUUCUACUAGCUACUGCAGGGAUGCGUCUCUUGAAUCCGACGCAGCAAGCCGAGGUCUUACAGGCUACGUGUCAUUUCCUCAGAUUUCACUCCAAUUUCCGCAUAGACGAUAUGUCGCCCGCGGGGCCUUGCGGUUCAAGCGUGCGAGUUAUCACUGGGGAAGCGGAGGGUCUCUUCGGAUGGAUUGCGGUCAACUAUCUCAUGGAUGGGUUCUCUGCUUCUGGCAGUGAACUCCCCACAUACGGCUUCCUAGACAUGGGUGGUGCCUCCACACAGAUUGCCUUUGAACCAAGCAAAGAGGCACAGGAAAACGCUCAGAAUUUGGCAGAUGUCAGGUUACGUCUACUGAAUGGCGAAGAAAUCAUACACAAGGUAUUCGUGACUACGUGGCUGGGCUACGGUACGAACCUGGCAAGGGAGCGUUACGUCGGUCAAACUCUCAGCGAGUAUGAUUCGAACCGCACUUCUUCGUCGACCCAGGACAGGAUCAUUCUUGAUCCGUGCUUACCCAGAGACCUGCAGCUAACCGAGUCUCCUGCACAUCUGGACUCGUCGAACGCGCCGUCGAAAAUACAACCCACCCUUGUAGGGACAGGUUCAUUCGAACAGUGCUUGGAACGGACUCUUCCGCUCUUGAACAAGGAAGCUCCAUGUCCGGAUGAAAAUUGUUUGUUCGACGGAGUAUACGUUCCGCCCAUAGACUUUUCCGCAUCGAACUUCAUUGGCGUCUCGGAGUACUGGUAUUCAUCGGAACACAUUUUCGGCUUGGGAGGUGCAUACGACGUCGUACAAUUUGAGCGGGCAGCAUCCGAGUUCUGCGCACGCAAUUGGGAUGAUAUCGUGCGACACCACGAGAGCUCACAGCAACAGGGGAAAUUAGGCGGGGCUGGGGAGAUCCAGGUACACGGGGAAUUCGCAGGUGCGGGGGUAUGGGGCAACAAAGUCAAUAUCUCUCGAUUGCAGAUGCAAUGCUUCAAGGCAGCUUGGAUCGUCAAUGUCCUGCAUGAGGGCAUCGGCUUGCCUCGCAUUAUUGAUGCCGGAGGAAACAGUUCUACAAAUGGCGACAAAGUGGCAGAGCAAGCGGCGACCAAAGGUCUUGGCCGACCCGCGUUCCAGUCUAUGGAUACCGUUGGUGACAUCGCCAUCAGUUGGACGCUCGGGAAGAUGGUGUUGGAAGCGAGCAAGGAAGUGACCCCCUUCUCGGCGUCCGUUCCACCACUGAUCGAUCCACUCAGCAAUUCGCCGAGUGUAGUCAAUUCACCCUCCAAAUCACAUCUCCCGUCAUUCUUAGACUUCGAAGCAAUUGAAGACCGAAUAUCGCACCGUCUUCCAAUUUCUCUUACGAGACAAUCCUUGGGCUUCUCCCCUGUUGCCACUCUCUUCUAUCUCACCGUUAUCGCCGUAUGUCUGGCGGUCAUGUACCGCUUGAGACACCGCGUCAGAAGCGCCGUACGUCGAAUAAUUUACAGGAAGGAUCGCGGAUACACUCUCGAAGGUUACGCCAUGGAGGAAGGGCGGGCGCUGAACGGAGGUUCUCAGUUGCGUAUGUCACGGUCGUCAUCGCUGUUGCGUAUAUCCUCCCAAAUCCUCCAGCCUCUGAAAACACUCUCCUCAUCCUUGGGAUCACGUAACCAUCACCCACCAUCCAUCGGCAUCACCGUUACGAGCCGCCAUCCGACCCGCUCAGGACAAUACUCACCUUCUCGUGUUUCGCCUCUGCGCUCGUUGUCAUACCCUCCACAGAAACCUCCACUGCUCAGCCCUAUCGAUGCUCCAAAUGGGACUGCUACAGCAUUCGUACCCGGGUCCCCUCGCCUCCAGGAUGGAAGCAUUGUUUCCAAUGGCAGUCUUGCAUCGCUCACAUCACGCUCUCGAAAUUCUUCGCAAGUGAACCUUGCAGUUUUGACUCCUCGACAGACUAUCUCGAGGGCAAGUAGUGGCGCGUACCGGCUGAGCGAUCGCUUCUGGAAUGAGGCCUGA